AAAAGAAAAAGAAGCAAAGGUUAGAUCUAUAAACAAAACACAACUCUCAAGCUUCAAAGGCCUUCGUUAAUGGAGAUCGAUGCAGCUCCCAUUAGCCGUUGCUCCAAAGCUCACGAGAAGAUCUAUCAGGAAUGGUUCUCCUUUGCUGAUUCAGAUGGAGAUGGACGCAUCACCGGAGGCGAUGCUACGAAAUUUUUCGCCCUGUCGAACCUGUCCCGCCAGGAACUAAAGCAGGUCUGGGCAAUUGCAGAUUCCAAACGACAAGGCUAUCUUGGUUUUAAAGAGUUUGUUAUUGGAAUGCAGUUAGUGUCUUUGGCCCAAGCUGGCAAUGCAAUAACAGUUGAUCUUUUAGAUGCCAAAGUUGACUUUGAAAAUUUGGAGCCACCUAGGAUGGAAGGUUUGGAUGCACAAUUGGCAGCAAAGAAAAAGUAUACUUCAAAAAAUGAACCUGAGCAGAAUGGCAGCCCUCCGAGGCAAUCCUCUCCAGCAGCUAGUUGGUUUCAGUCAUCAAAAUCUGCAAAGAAGGUCUCUCUAAGCUCUGUGACUUCAAUCGUUGAUGGACUGAAAAAGCUAUACAUCCAGAAUCUGAAACCACUAGAAGUUACAUAUCGCUUUAAUGAUUUUGUCUCUCCCUUAUUGACAAACAGCGACUUUGAUGCCAAGCCCAUGGUGAUGCUUUUGGGUCAAUACUCUACUGGGAAGACAACUUUUAUUAAACAUUUGCUUAGAAGAAGUUAUCCAGGAGCUCACAUUGGGCCAGAGCCUACGACAGACAGAUUUGUUGUCGUAAUGAAUGGACCUGAUGAAAGGAGUAUUCCGGGGAACACAGUUGCUGUUCAAGCAGACAUGCCAUUCAGUGGUCUGACAACUUUUGGAACAGCAUUUUUGUCGAAAUUUGAAUGUUCUCAAAUGCCUCACCCUCUGUUGGAACAUUUUACAAUUGUUGAUACUCCUGGAGUUUUAUCUGGAGAGAAGCAACGAACACAAAGAAGCUAUGACUUUACUGGUGUGACAUCUUGGUUUGCUGCCAAAUGUGAUCUCAUUCUGCUGUUGUUUGAUCCUCACAAACUUGACAUCAGUGAUGAAUUUAAACGCGUAAUUUCAUCUCUUCGAGGUCAUGAUGAUAAGAUAAGGGUUGUUCUGAACAAGGCCGAUCAAGUUGAUACUCAACAACUUAUGCGGGUUUAUGGGGCAUUGAUGUGGUCCUUGGGGAAAGUACUAAAUACUCCAGAGGUUAUGCGUGUUUACAUCGGGUCGUUUAACGACAAACCCAUAAAUGAGACUGCUACUGGUCCACUUGGGAAAGAGCUUUUUGAAAAGGAACAAGAUGACUUACUGAGUGACUUGAAAGAUAUACCAAAGAAGGCUUGUGAUCGUCGUAUAAAUGAAUUUGUGAAGCGUGCUAGAGCUGCCAAGAUUCACGCCUUUAUCAUUAGUCACUUAAGGAAGGAGAUGCCUGCAAUGAUGGGCAAAGCUAAGACUCAACAGAGGCUUAUUGAUAACUUGGCUGAUGAAUUCGCUAAGGUUCAAAGGGAGCAUCAUCUGCCGGCAGGGGAUUUCCCAAGUGUUGAACACUUCAGGGAAAUCUUGAGUGGCUACAGCAUUGACAAGUUUGAAAAGUUGAAGCCUAAAAUGGUGCAAGCUGUAGAUGACAUGCUUGGAUACGACAUCCCAGACCUCCUCAAGAAUUUCAGGAAUCCUUAUGACUAGCUCACCCCAUCAUGUUGUAUAUUGAAUUGUAUUCUAAUAGUUGAACUUCAGGGAACUCAAACUAUUUAUAUGGCUUUGAACACCAACAUUUUACCCCCUUUUUCUUAGGACAUAAAAAGAGCUUUGGAUGGCUUGA
This is a messenger RNA of Ipomoea nil (Japanese morning glory), 1846 nucleotides long. Its product is annotated as EH domain-containing protein 1-like. The transcript has 16 exons. NCBI's taxonomy places the organism in Eukaryota, Viridiplantae, Streptophyta, Magnoliopsida, Solanales, Convolvulaceae. The record is from RefSeq and is a predicted model, not a curated record. Gene Ontology annotation, cellular component: cytoplasm; intracellular membrane-bounded organelle; plasma membrane. Gene Ontology annotation, molecular function: GTP binding; protein binding; calcium ion binding. Gene Ontology annotation, biological process: endocytosis; endosomal transport. The coding region runs from base 70 to 1710 and encodes 546 amino acids.